Molecule: messenger RNA, 3828 nt
Organism: Ascoidea rubescens DSM 1968
Lineage: Eukaryota; Fungi; Ascomycota; Saccharomycetes; Ascoideales; Ascoideaceae
Exons: 1
Coding region: 1-3828 (1275 amino acids)
Molecular function (GO): protein binding
Source: RefSeq, a predicted model, not a curated record
AUGCGUCCCAACUCUAAUCUAUCAGAUGAAAAUUCGUCCAACAGGUAUCAUAAUCAUGCCCGUAAUCACAACAACAAUAAAAAAAUAAAUUCAAACAAAAGAUAUAACAACAAUAACUCCAGCCACAACUAUAAUUAUAGCAAUAAUUAUAACAGCAGCAGCAGCAGCAAUAACAGUAUCAGCAACAAUAUCGGCAGCAGUGCUAAUUCUACCUCCUCUUUGUUAUCUUCGACUACUCCUACUAUUUUUAAGGUUGAUUUGCCAGACAGAGACCCUGGAGAUAAGAGGUAUUCCAUUGAUGAGUUGGUUGAUGUUUUUGAUCAAUUGAAGAAUCAAAAGUUUUUCAACUAUACCAUCAACACUGUCACAAGAAAAAAAAUUUACAAUUAUAUUUCUGACGAUUUUCAAAAAAUUUUAUUUUUAAUGUUUAAAGAUUUAAAUAAUGUUCAAAAUCACAACAAGUCGUAUUCAAAUAACUCGCAAAAGCCCUAUCACUACCAUAGCUUGAAUCAAAACCAAAACCAAAACCAAAACCAAAAUCAAGUUCAAACCGAUUCUUCCAUUGCAAUUUCAAUCACAGGUGCAGAUUUAGAUUCAAAUUUAGAUUCAAAUUUAACUUCAAACUUGUCUUCAAAUUCUUUAUCAAAGGAUAAAAAUAAGUUUAACUUAUCUAUUAAGGCUCCUUCAUCUUCAUCAACUUUAUCAGGAAAUCGAAAUUUUUCUACAACUCCUAGAUCUGCUCGUUUUUCUAAAAACUCGUUAUCCUCAAAACCAAACCAAUCUUCUAAUACAAACCCGAAUGUAACUCCCUCUUCAACUUCCAACUUAAAUCAAGCUUCCAACGCAAAUGAAGAAUCCGCAAGUUUAUUAUCCUCCUUACCAAGCAAAAAUAAACGAAAUCUAUCUUUAGAUAUUAAUCAGGUUGAAAAAAGCUUUGAUGAUUUAAAAUUUAAUGAUCCAGAUAAUUCUUUGCAUCCAAAAAAUGUUGCUAAUUCUCCUUGGUUACCAAAUUUUAGUAAUCCUGCAACUCCUUUGUUUUUAAACACAUUUUCUUCUUUACUAUCCCCAAUUCCUACAACUUUGCAAUCUCCUUCUUUUUUCGAUUCAAAACUCUCUGAAAACAAUGUUAAUAAUGAAAUUAACAAUGAAUCCAUUGACCAUUCUUCUCAAUCCAAAGAGAUUCAAAAUAAUGACUCACUCAACAAUAAUGACCAAACUUCCUCUAUUGACUCUUCAAACAACAAUAACCUCAAUUCUUCAAACUUCAUUUCGAAUUCAAAUCACAUCAAUCCUAUUAAUCCUAUUAAUCCGAUUAACCCCAUCCUAUCAUCAAACUCUAUUGACUCUAUCAAAAACCCUAUCCUCAACCCGAAUAACACAACCAUUAACCAAAAAAAUCCCUCAAAUAAUCAACCUCAAGCCAUAUCUAAUUCUGUUGUUUCUGAUUUAAAUUUUCUUCGGAACCCUUUAAAUUCUUCUUUGCGUCACAACUCAAGUAACCCUCAUUUGAAUUCAAUGUCUCAUUCUAGUUCAAAUUUAAGUUUAAACAAUAACUUGGAUUUGAAUUCAAUUAACUCUCCACCACCUCCACCACCAAACUUAUUUCCAAAUCAAUUGCAUUCUUUAAUUCCACCUCCAAAUAUUUCUCUACAACAACCUUCGGAAAUCAAAUGGUAUUAUCUUGAUCCAUCAAAUCAAGAACAAGGCCCAUUCGAUGGUAUAAUGAUGAAUAGAUGGUAUGGUGUCAACUACCUAACUCCCGAGCUUAGAAUCAGAAGAGCUGACGAAGUCCAAUUUAGAACUUUGAACGAAUUUUGCAUAUCAAUUAAUAAUUUUAUAGAACCCUUUUUAGUUCCAUUGCCUUCACUUUCAUCACCUAAUAUUCUACAAAGUCAGCAUCAGCAACAAAUUCCUCAGUCUCAAUUUUUUAACCAAUCAGCUUUAUUUCCGAACCAACAAUUUUUGCAACAACAACCACAACAAAAUCCAUCCAAUGCCUGGAUGACAAAUGCAUCAAACCUUCCAGUUUUCCAUCAAACACUUACUCCAAUCGCCUCAAACUGGAACAUUGCAUCUUUAACUACACCAUCUCAAGCAACAACAAGAGAUUAUAUCUCAAACACAAACAUCGGAAUUCCUGCAAGAACUCAAUCUCAAUUUUUCAACGAUAACAAUAAUAUAGCAAACCAACAUAAUAAUAACAAUAUAAACCCCAAUGCUAUUAACACUUCAAAUAUUAACAAUGCCACAAUCAAUAGCAAUAACAUCAAUAACAGCCUUUCAAACACCCCAAUUAUCAAUAAUGACAAUCAAUCCAAUAUUAGUACUCCUCAAAGUUUGCACGCUUCAAUUCAUUCACUUUCAAAUAUUCAAACUCAAAAUAUCGGAUUUCAACAAUUAAAUCAACAAUCCCCUACAAUAAACUUUCAAAACAUUGAUUCUUCCAAUCCAGACAUUAAAACUGAUCAUAUUUUGAAUCAAAUACAUACUGUUAUUAAUGAAGAAAUUGAUUCCGAUCCAAUUCCUAUUAAUAAUGAGCCGGUCGUUCAAAGUGAAAAUACGAUUUCUACAAACUCUCCUAUUUUGAAAAAUGAACUGGUCAAUUCUUUACCUCAACAAUGGAAAUCUGAAAGAUUUGAUUCUACUUCAUCUCAAGAUAAUCAUCAAUUAUCGAAAGAAAUUUCCAAAGAUAGUAUUAAAAAGGAAAUUCCUAUUGAAGUAAAUAAACAAGAUGUUGAAGAUCUUUCAGAAGUUGAAACUACACAAAAACCAGAAGUUUUAUCAGAAAAAGCAGACGAAAAGGCUGUGCAACCAAAAUCAAAAUCAAAAUCAAAUAAUGGAAAAGAACGAAAUGCAGUAAAAGAACCUAAAGCUGAAACCAAAGAAAUCAUUGAGUUAGUUAAAACCCAAACUGUUUCGCCAAAACCUACCCCAGUUAAACCUAAGUUAGCGCCAUGGGCAAAUGCUAAUAAAAAAUCAACUCAGGCCCCACCAAAAUCACUAAAAGAAAUCCAACAAAUUGAAACUGCAAAAAGAGAAAAAGAACAAAAAUUGCAAGAAAAACAAAGAGAAACCAAAAGUAAAUUAUUGGUCCAAAAAAUACUUGCUGAAGAAGCCACUACCCAAGCUGCAAAACCUGCUCCAAUGGGUUGGGCUAUUUCCAAAACUACAAGUAAUACUGUUAAGAAAACUUUAACUGAAAUUCAAAAGGAAGAAGCUGAUAUUGCCGCUGUUAAAGCUAGAGCCGUUAGUAACUUGGUUAGCAGCAAAGCGUCCGCCAAAAAAGCUUCGUUUGCUUCAACUAUUUCAUCUACUAGCACUACAAACAAAUGGACAGUUGUUGGUUCUGCCAAAAAAUCUCAGUCAGUUAAAGCUUCCACUCCAAAGAUCACAAAUAACGCUUCAAAACCAACCACUCCAGCAAUUUUAAGAUCUGUUUCUGCUGUUCCAGUCCCCAGAGUCUCAACAAACAACAGUGCUCAAAAUAGCAGUUCAAGGUCUAAACGAGAAUUCUUACAAUGGUGUAGAGCUGAAUUACACAAUUUAAACAAAAAUAUUAAAAAAGAAGAUUUGUUAAAAAUUUUUUUUACAUUGCCAGCAGAUAACACUUCGAUGGAUUUAAUUAGCGAUUCUAUUUAUUCUGCCUCAACAACUUUGAACGGUAGAAGAUUUUCUGAAGAGUUCAUUAAAAGGAGAAAAAACGUUGAAAAGCUAUUUAUUUCCAACAUUGAUUGGGACGAAGCGUUGAAAGCUGAUCUUGAUUUCAACAACGACGAUUCUGAAUGGACCACAUCAGUGAAAAGUUCUAAGAGAAAAAACAGACGUUAA